Acanthoscelides obtectus is the source of this 1537-nucleotide messenger RNA. The record is from the annotation of a GenBank genome assembly. NCBI's taxonomy places the organism in Eukaryota, Metazoa, Arthropoda, Insecta, Coleoptera, Chrysomelidae.
GCUGGAGGUUAUUGAGAAAUUGCAUCAUUUUACUGAAAAAAUGAAGUACUUUCGGAUUGACACAAAUAAAACUAGGUUUACAUACCUCCUCCGCAUUUGGUAGAACAAGUUCGAGCUUGAAUUCUUGCUUGUUUGAAUAGUAAAAAAGAGGUAUUUUGGAUCUUUCGAAGGCCACCGAAAAUCACAUUUUUAAAACAAAACACUGACGCCAUUUGUAAACAGUGCUGCCGGUGUCCUAGAUAAGAGCGAUAUCACUGAAUAAGAAUUUCUAUACUGGAUUAUUGUGCAUAUCACUAUUUCAUGUAGUGUUUACAAAAUAUGAAAUCCAUUUUAAUAACCGGAUGUAACCGUGGGUUAGGGUUAGGUUUUGUUAAGGCUUUGGUGAGAGACAGAAAUCCCCCAAACCAAAUUAUUGCCACUUGCCGGAAUUUGGACAAUGCAAAGGAACUGCAAGAGAUUGCUAAUGAAAACAAAAACGUUCACAUUAUAUUAUUAGAUGUCACACAGACUGAAACAUUCCCGAACUUCGCCAGCCAGGUGGAAGAAAUCGUAAAAGACGAUGGGUUGAACGUGCUAUUCAACAAUGCAGGUUGUUCUCCAAAGUCGACCAGAAUCAACUUUGUAAACACUGAACAAUUGGUAGAUACGUAUCUUGUCAACACUGUUGCCCCCAUUCUGUUGACCAAAGCUUUAUUACCAGUACUUAAAAAGGCAUCUGAAGUAAACAAGGAUCUGCCACUAGGUAGCAGCAGAUCGGCUAUCAUAAACAUGUCAUCCAUUCUAGGAUCAAUCAGUGCAAAUGAUAAUGGAGGGUUGUAUCCUUAUAGGUGUUCCAAGGCUGCCUUAAACAUGGCAACAAAGUCACUAAGCAUCGAUCUACAAAAAGACGGCAUUCUAGUCACUGCGCUUCAUCCUGGUUGGGUGAAGACGAAUUUGGGUGGUCCUGGAGCACCAAUGGAAGUAGAGAGUAGCGUUAAGGGUUGUAUGGAAGUCAUAAGGCACCUUUCUGAAAAGCACAACGGCGCUCUGUAUCAGUGGGAUGGUAAAAAGCUAGAGUGGUAGUUCCAUAACUGGUCUCAAUAUUGUACUUAGCUAUAUGAAUGUAAAAAUUGUAUAUGAAAUAAUAAACAUUUCUGCUACUUCCUACACGCCAAACGGAUGUGACUAGUUGAUAUGAUAGCCAUACUAUGUCAUUGUCAGUUGUUGAAUUUUCUGGAUCAACAGCGAAGACAGUGCUUAAAUACAUAAAUGAGAACCACAGAUAUAUGUGUCGGAAAUUAGGCAAAAAGAUCGGCAUGAGUAGUCAUGUAAAAAACCUAUGAAACGUCAAAAAAAACCUAUAAGAUAUCUUGCAAACUUUUUAGAGCGCAGUCAUACCACGUUUGCCGACUAGGGUCGUUGUGAACGUCCAUCUAAGGAGGAAUCACUCAACUAAACUACACGCAUUAUUGGUUGCAUAUGUUUUGUGAGGCCAAAUGGUCCUUGUCUGUAGUUCUUAUCUCUGAGAAGAAAGUUGGUUGAAUAGCAAGAUCACAUC